Messenger RNA from Candidozyma duobushaemuli, 2568 nucleotides. RefSeq lists its product as uncharacterized. The transcript has a single exon. Gene Ontology annotation, cellular component: plasma membrane. The record is from RefSeq and is a predicted model, not a curated record. NCBI's taxonomy places the organism in Eukaryota, Fungi, Ascomycota, Pichiomycetes, Serinales, Metschnikowiaceae. Gene Ontology annotation, molecular function: calcium-activated cation channel activity. The coding region runs from base 1 to 2568 and encodes 855 amino acids.
AUGGCCGAUCCUGAUUCACAGAGUACGUCGACGUCGGCGGUGUUGGUCACGUUGGUGUCCAACCUGAUUCUUUUGGGCUGCUUUGUUGCCGGCUUUUUGAUCCUCAGACUCAAGUUCAAGCGGAUCUACUCCCCCAAAUCCUCCUUUGAUUUGGUGCCCGAGGAGAAGAAGCCCGAACCGCUUCCUCAGGACCCCGUCAGAUGGAUCUUUGUGUUGCUCACGAAACCACACUCCUUUAUUCUCCAGCAGUGUGGCAUGGACGGCUACUUCUUCUUGCGGUACCUUAUCAUAGUUGCCUUCAUCUUUAUGGGAGGCAUGUUGACCUGGAUCAUCUUGCUUCCUGUGAACGCCACCAACGGCAAUGGCCACGAGGGCUUGGACCAGCUUUCCUUUGCCAAUGUUAAAAGCCCCAGAAGAUACUAUGCCCACGCCUUCAUGUCCUGGUUCUUCUAUGGCGGUGUCAUUUACAUGAUCUACAGGGAGCUCUUCUUCUUCAACUCGCUCCGUGCAGCCGUCUUGCUGUCGCCUCGCUACGCCAACAGGUUGUCGUCGCGUACUGUGUUGUUCCAGUCGGUGCCUGACGCUUUCCUUGACGAGAAGCAGUUCAUGAAGCUUUUUAACGGUGUUAAGCGUAUCUACGUCUCCAGAAACGUCCGUAAGUUGGCCCACAAGGUCAGACAGAGAGAGAACAUUGCCAUGCAGUUGGAGGCCGCCACCACCAAGCUCUUGGUUGCUGGAAUGAAGGCCAAGAAGAAGGCCGACAAGAAGGGUAUCCAGGUGGACAAUCCAGGUGACAUCAACUCGUACGUUCCCGAAAAUAAAAGACCCAGAGUCAAGGAGGGAGGCUUCUUCUCCAAGAAGAUCGACACGAUUGAGCACUGUCGCCAGAGGCUUGUGGAGUUGGACAUGGAAAUUAAGAAGCUCCAGAAGGUGUAUAGGCACGCUACCCCAAAGAACUCGCUUUUCGUGGAGUUCGAGGACCAGUACAGUGCCCAGCUCGCCUACCAAAGUGUCAUCCACCACAACCCAUUGAGAAUGACCCCAGCAUACAUUGGCUUCAACCCAAGUGACAUUGACUGGGACAACAUGCGUCUUUUCUGGUGGGAGAGAAUCACCAGGAAGUUCAUUGCCCUGGCUAUCAUCAUUGCUUUGAUCAUCUUCUGGGCUAUCCCCGUGGCCUUUGUCGGUGUUAUUUCCAACAUUAACAACUUGACCGAAAAGCUUCCAUGGUUGGGUUGGAUCCAGAACUUGCCUGACUGGUUGCUUGGUGUGGUCACUGGUUUGUUGCCAACCAUUAUGUUGAGUUUGUUGAUGACCAUCUUGCCUAUGUUCAUCAGAGCGAUGGCAAAGAUUGCAGGCUGUGUUUCUUUCCAGCACACCGAGGACUUCACUCAAACAUGCUACUACGGCUUCUUGCAGGUUAACAGUUUCCUUGUGACUGCUUUGGCCUCUUCUGCUACGGCUGCAGUCACCUCCAUCAUCAACAAUCCUGCUUCCGCCAUGACUCUUUUGGCUGCCAACUUGCCCAGAUCCUCCAACUUCUUCAUCUCAUACCUUAUCUUGCAAGGUUUCACUAUUGCCGGUGGUGCUCUUUUCCAGGUUGUCACUUUCUUCUUGUUUUACAUCCUUGGUGCCUUGUUGGACAAGACACUCAGAAAGAAGUGGGGCAGAUUCUCUGGCUUGGGUUUGGUUAUGUGGGGUACCACCUUCCCGCUUUUCACUAACUUGGCUGCUAUCACAUUGGCUUUUGCCAUUAUUGCUCCAAUGAUCUUGUUGUUCGGCUGUGUGGCUUUCCUUCUCUCCUUCAUCGCUUACAGUCACAACUUGACCUACUGUUUCGUCGAGGCUCCUGACAACAGAGGCCUUCACUACCCCAAGGCAUUGUUCCAGACUUUCACCGGUCUCUACUUGGGCCAGGUUUGUUUGUUGGGUUUGUUCGUUGUCGGAAAGGGUUGGGGCUGUGUGGCCUUGCAAGCUAUCGGCCUUGUAUUUACCAUCUUCUGCCACCGUAACUUGCUCAUUGCCUUUGGUCGUUUGACUACUGUGCUUCCAAUCGAUUGCAUGAAGCCAUUGGAUGGUGUCUCGCACACAGUCUCGUUCAAGGGCGAGGCCGACUUCAAAUCCAAGAUCUUGGAUAAGCAGAAGGGAUCUGGACAUCACAUCCUUGAAGAAGACAAGGAGGACCAGGCCAGAGUUGAGGAGGAGGCUGGUCAGCUUGAGAAUGGCCACAACCUCGUGCCCUUGUUGGCUGACCGUGACUUCAAGACCACCGAAUCCAAGAACUGGUUUGUUCGUUUCGUACGUCCCGACGUCUUCUUGAACUUCAGACACAGUAAAAGGAUGAUCCCUGCCACUUACAACAUGGAGGAGGAUGUUGCCGAUGACAAACAUGCAUACGACCAGCCGGCAAUCUCUGCACAGAUGCCCAAGCUUUGGAUUCCUAGCGACCCAUACGGAUGGUCUAGGAGGGAGAUUGAAGACAACGAAAAGAUCAUCGAGGUGACUGACGAGAACUCUGGUUUCAGCGAGAAGUGCGUGCCACAGUUCUUUGGUGAGUCUCCUCUCUAG